This is a messenger RNA of Phragmites australis (common reed), 2331 nucleotides long. RefSeq lists its product as uncharacterized. NCBI's taxonomy places the organism in Eukaryota, Viridiplantae, Streptophyta, Magnoliopsida, Poales, Poaceae. The transcript has 4 exons. Bases 219 to 1817 code for a protein of 532 amino acids. Gene Ontology annotation, molecular function: transmembrane transporter activity. The record is from RefSeq and is a predicted model, not a curated record. Gene Ontology annotation, cellular component: membrane. Gene Ontology annotation, biological process: transmembrane transport.
ACGGCCACUGAUUGGGCUCUCCUCGCCUCGUCGUCGUCGUCGUCUCUCUCUCCUCUCGCCAACGCCGAGUCCCUAAAUCUUCUCUCCUUCCCGAGUCCUUCUUGCCUUCACCCUUCCUGUCCUCCGUAGUCUCUACACUACCAACCAGUCCACCGCUCCAUUCCUCCACCUACUCAUCCACCAAGACAGGGCGAAACAAGGCUGCCGGGAGUCGCGUCAUGGGCGCCGCCGAUAACGCCGCGCCUCCACGGCAGGAGGGUGCCCGAGGGACGGCGCCGGAGGCGGAGGAGAAGGAGGUGAAGGUGGUCGUCGUGGACCAGCCGCCGCCUCCGCCUCCACCGGCGAGGCUGCAGGCGCAGCGGCCGCUGGCGCCGUUGCAGGUCACCACGCAGGCGCCGCCGCCGCCCAUGUCGGUGGCCUCCGGCGCCGUCGAGCCGCCGCCGCAGGUGGCGACGUACCAGCCCGUUCUGCAGACCCCGCAGCAGGGGCCACUCCCGUCGCUCAACUCGCGCGUGUACACCAAUGGCAUCUCGCUGUGCCUCUUCCUGCUCCACCUCGCCGCGGCCGGGUUUGCCGUUGUGUUCUUCGUGUUCAAGACCGUCCAAGAAAUCACCCAACACCCGCGCUCCCGUAAUGCGCGGCGCGAGCGCAACCUCCUGCGCUACUGGCUGCUCCCUGUGGAGGGCGCGGUGGCGUUCAGCAUCGUGCUGGCGUUCGCGUGGCAGAAGGCGGUGCGCGCGUGGCCGCGCGCCAUGGUGCGCGUCAUCCUCUGGUCCAGCUUCGGCAUCACUUUGGGCGUCGGCGCUCUGCUCAUGUGCUUCUCCAUGCCGGCCACCGUCGGGCUCGGUGUCGCGAUGGUUGUGUUCUCCAUCGUCACGGGGCUGUACGCGUGCUGGGUUACGCGCCGCGUGGGCUUCACCGCGCGGGUGUUCGAGCGCGCGGUGCAGCCGGUGGACAAGUUCCGCGGGCUGAACGGCCCCGCCUACCUGAUGGUGGCGGCGGGGUUCGCAUGGAUCUCCGUGUGGUGUGUGGCGGUGAUCGGUGCGGUCAACUUCCGGUUCCCCGGGCUGACGAUCCUGGCACUGGUGCUGAGCCUGGCGUGGACCGCGGAGGUGAUGCGGAACGUGGCGAACCUGACGGCGAGCCGGGUGAUCGCGCUCUACUACCUGCGCGGCAUGCAGUCGAGCGUGCAGUUCAGCUUCCAGCGCGCGAUGUCGUACAACCUCGGCAGCGCCUGCCUAGGCUCGCUCUUCGUCCCCACCAUCGAGGCGCUGCGCAUCCUGGCGCGCGGGCUCAACCUCCUCGAAGGCGAGGACGAGUUCAUGUUCUCCUGCGCGCACUGCUGCCUCAAUGUCAUGAACGCCAUCUUCAGCUUCGGCAACAGCUGGGCCUUCGUCCAUAUUGCGGCGUACGGGCGUGGGUUCGUGCAGGCGUCGCGGAGCACCUGGGGGCAGUUCGAGGCGCUGCCGGGGAUGGCAGCGCUGGUGGACUCGGACAUCACGAGCUCGGUGUGCUUCCUGACGGGCGUGACCAGCGGCGCGCUCUGCGUGGCGCUGGCCGGGUCCUGGACGUUCGCCACGCACCGGCACUACACCGCCACCGUGUCGCUGCUCGCCUUCUUCGUCGGGUACCUCAUGACGCGGAUCGGCAUGGCGCUGCCGCAGGCGUGCGUGGGGUGCUACUACGUGUGCUUCGCCGAGAACCCGGGCUCCCGGCUGUUCGACUCCACCAUACCCGAGCGGCUGCGCAAGAUGCAGGAAGGCCGCGACCCGCUCGUGCCGACGCCGCGGUUCCCGCACCAGCGCGUCGGCGCGUGACAUGACUCGCCCGCUGUUUUUGUCCUGUGCCGCUGCACCUUUUUCAGAGCCGCUCCUGCAAGUGCUUCCAUGGAAUUGAACUCGUGGUCGUGCUCGGACCGGACUGCCUCUGCACUGCUCGAGCUGACCCGGGGAUCCGGAUGCGAGGCUUGCGGUCGCGUGAACGGAAAGCACCUGGAGGUCGCGUUGAGGAGGGAUCUCUCCAUGCCAUGCCGUGCAGCAAGCGUAAGCAUAGUGCAAAAGAUUUGGAGACUUGUUAAAUUGGGAAUCGGGAUAGACUUUCUGGGUUUUUUUUAUUGUAAAUCCAUCCUUUUUUGGGUCAGUAGACACGAGGAAUCCUGAACAUUUCGGGCAUGUAAACAGAUUAAUUCUUGCAUUUUAGGAGCUAAUGUGAAUAUUCUUUAGCUUUGUAUGUUGGGUGGUUGAGGCUGGCCACGAUGAUCACGACACCAACAAGGCCUCAUAGUUGGAGGGCAUAGAGAAUCUGGACCGAAACAUAACGUGCACUAGUCUG